UUGUCAGACCGGAGGACCAGUCGUCGGAUAGCGAGUCAAAUUAGUUUUGCAUGUUCAAGUUUAGGUAAUUAAGUGAAAAGUAGACGAUUAUAUUUUCAUGUGUUUCACGUAGUUAGGAUUAUUUUUUAAUGUAGUUCUGAUUCAUCUUAAGUUUUUAUUCGAAUUUAAACGUGUAUAGUUCGGUCGAAACGGAUCUGACUGGUGUCCUCUGCCAGCGAAACGCAUUUGGACAGAACUGCCGUAAUUUAUGAUUGAAUCGGAUUACUUUUAUAUAGCUUUAGUUUCUUGGUUUUAGCUGUAUCUGGGAAGUGAGAAAAUGAGCGCUGGAAUGGCGAAGGCGGCGAAGCCUUCAUCUCACGUUGAUCCAAAGUCUGCACCAUUGAAGGAAAUCCCAGAUAUUUUAGUGGAUCCUCGAACCAUGAAGCGGUACAUGAGAGGACGUUUUCUCGGGAAAGGUGGCUUUGCAAAAUGCUACGAAAUUACAGAUAUGGACACAAAGGAAGUCUUUGCCGGGAAAGUUGUUCCAAAAUCGCUACUGAUGAAGCCGCACCAGAAAGAGAAAAUGAGCACAGAAAUCUCCAUUCACAAGAGUCUCGACAACCCGCACGUCGUGGGGUUUCACGGCUUUUUCGAAGACGACGACUUCGUUUUCGUCGUUCUGGAGAUAUGUCGAAGACGGUCUCUUCUGGAGCUGCACAAACGGAGGAAGGCAGUCACAGAGCCCGAGGCGAGAUACUUCAUGCGCCAGACCAUCCAGGGCGUCCACUACCUGCACAACAACCGCGUCAUUCACCGUGAUCUCAAACUUGGCAACCUGUUCCUUAACGAUGACAUGGAUGUGAAGAUCGGUGACUUUGGCUUGGCUACCAAGAUUGAGUUUGAUGGGGAGAGAAAGAAGACCCUAUGUGGAACCCCAAACUACAUCGCUCCUGAGGUGCUGUGUAAAAAAGGCCACAGUUUUGAAGUGGACGUCUGGUCGCUGGGUUGUAUUCUGUACACCUUGCUCGUUGGUAAACCUCCAUUUGAGACGUCCUGUCUCAAGGAGACGUAUGUUCGCAUCAAAAAGAAUGAAUACACUAUCCCCAGGCACAUUAACCCGGUGGCUGCUACACUGAUUCGCCGGAUGCUCCAUGCUGACCCCACGCUCAGACCCUCUGUGGCCGACCUACUCACAGACGAGUUUUUCACCUCUGGUUACAUGCCGCUGAGGCUGCCAACCUCUUGCCUGACCGUGUCGCCAAGGUUCUCCAUCGCCCCCUCCUACAUUGACCCUGGGCUACACCGCCGGCCUCUCACUGCAUUAAACAAAGAAACGGACAGUCCCAUUGAGAAAGUCGGAAAAGCGGAAGAGCAACAGAAAGAGGAGUUUCAGAGGGAUGGGUUCGAACAGCCGGACGGUCACCUGAACGAAAUGUUGCAGCAGCUGACCACCCUUAACGCGGCCAGGCCAUCUGAGAAAGACGUCAGAAAGCAAGAUGAAGCAGAGGACCCAGCCUGUAUCCCCAUCUUCUGGAUCAGCAAAUGGGUUGACUACUCUGACAAAUAUGGCCUCGGUUACCAGCUGUGCGACAACAGCGUUGGGGUACUGUUCAACGAUUCCACCCGUUUGAUCAUGUAUGAGGAUGGAGACAGUCUGCAGUACAUUGACCGCAACACGGCAGAGUCCUACCUCAGUGUGCGCUCCUACCCUGCCGCGCUCUCUAAAAAGAUCACUCUGCUGAAGUAUUUCAGGAACUACAUGAGUGAGCACUUGUUGAAGGCGGGGGCCAAUAUUACGCCACGCGACGGCGACGAGCUGACCCGCCUGCCCUACCUGCAUCACUGGUUCCGCACCAAGAGUGCCAUCGUGCUCCACCUCAGUAACGGCACGGUGCAGAUCAACUUCUUCCAGGACCACACAAAGUUGAUCCUGUGUCCCCUGAUGGCGGCGGUGACGUACAUCGACGAGAGGCGUGACUUCCGCACUUACAGAAUGAGCUUGAUCGAGGAGUACGGGUGCAGUAAGGAGCUGGCCAGCCGCCUGCGCUACGCCCGCAGCAUGGUGGAGAAACUGCUGGCCUGCAAAGGCGCGACGGCCACGGCGGCCCCGACCUCCACCCGCUAGUCUGCCACCCGCCAGGGUGCUCCAGCCGACCAGUUAGAUUGCGUGAUGGCAGAUGGCUAGCCAGUCGAACAUUACCCAAAGACUCGUUUGAGUCGAGCGGCUGUUUAACGUUCGAGUGGCUGAACCCUUGGGUUUUCAUAGGGUCUGUGGUGUUUACUACUGCCUGCUCUUGUGGGUUGGGGGGAAGCUUAACGUGACUGUGCUCUUUUUGUCUGCUGCAUCAUGUACAUACUUUCAUGUCUGUGGUUUUGUUUUGUUUUUUUUAAGUUCUGUAUUUCCUUACUUUUGUCUGUCCUUUUUGUAUAAAGGCUUUAGUCAAAGAUAUCAAUAGGUUAAUAAGAUUUUAUUAUUCUUAAUGAAUCCAAAUUUAAUAAAGAUCUUUUUGUUGAAAUGUGGUUCCAUCUAGCCUAAAAAUUGCUCAAGAAUGGUAGUGCAAGUUUUAGGAAAACAUCAACUCCUUUUUAUAUUAUACAGAAAAAGCUGACUUAAACCAUUUUGUUCUAAGGGUGUAUUGGACGAUAUCCCUUGCAAUGUGGUUUUUUUUGUUUUUGUUUGGUUUUUUUGUUUUUUUUUACUAUUUUGAUAAUUUGGCACACAGUUUAAUACCUUGUACAAGUACUUCAGGAUCCACACAGACCUUCUAGGGGCAGUCAAUUAUGUUCUGCUUGUUCUGACACAAUAUGAAUAGAGGCAAAACCCACUUUGUUGUGGGUUUCCAAUCCCAUACUCCCAAAAACUGAAUUUGUUAAAAUGGUAAACCCAAUUGUAUUCGUCAGCAAAUAAUUAUUUUAUCUAACUAAUAAUGGAGCCUCAUGCAUCGUGUGUGGCAAUCAGCCCCAAUCAGAAGACGCAUGUUUAUCAGAUAUGACAUCUGUUAGAAACUAUUUUUUGGUUGCUGUCAAAGGCAUUUUUAUGCAUACAUUUACUGUUGGAAAUGCUGUCUAAAGGUCCCCACAGCAGGGUAAGAUAUUUGCUAAAUUCAUGUACUACUGUAAACAAAACAUGCAAAGCCUUGUGAACAAGUUUUAUUGGGGGCAGGGCUGUUGCUCAGUAUUUUAAGUAAUGCACAGCUGUAAAGCUUUGUUAAAAACAAGCUUGGCAUCGAAAAUAAUUUACAGUCUAAAAAUGUAAACCAAGGUAAAUGUGCUUCUUUGUAGAAAAGUACCAAGGCCUUUAUUAUUUAAAGACAAGUUGUAAAAUAUCAGGCCAUGUAUUACAUACUCCACCAGCUCUGCUGUAUGGAUGCCUAGAACAGGUAGGAACCUUGUAAAGGUUAACCCCUUAGUAUAGAGUGAGUAUGGCACUAACCCCAUUUUCAUCCUACCUGUGUGCUGUUCAUAUGUAUAAAUUUUAGCAUUUCUGUGGGUUUUAUAUUUGUUUUGCAAUGCAACCUAUAAAAAAUAAAUAGGAAUCUCUUCAAUGUUCUUA
This is a messenger RNA of Electrophorus electricus (electric eel), 3532 nucleotides long. It is a transcript of the gene plk1, whose product is annotated as polo-like kinase 1 (Drosophila). Gene Ontology annotation, molecular function: ATP binding; protein serine/threonine kinase activity; protein binding. The record is from RefSeq and is a predicted model, not a curated record. NCBI's taxonomy places the organism in Eukaryota, Metazoa, Chordata, Actinopteri, Gymnotiformes, Gymnotidae. Gene Ontology annotation, biological process: mitotic spindle organization; protein phosphorylation. Gene Ontology annotation, cellular component: kinetochore; nucleus; cytoplasm.